Vigna radiata var. radiata (mung bean) is the source of this 519-nucleotide messenger RNA. RefSeq lists its product as uncharacterized. The transcript has 2 exons. The record is from RefSeq and is a predicted model, not a curated record. Bases 37 to 339 code for a protein of 100 amino acids. NCBI's taxonomy places the organism in Eukaryota, Viridiplantae, Streptophyta, Magnoliopsida, Fabales, Fabaceae.
CCUCUCAAACCUUGCAAAAGCUUCAGUUUUCCAGCAAUGGCCUCCGCACAGUGCGAACAAACCCACCAGCACACCUCCUUUGGUGAGAAGGUUUCUCAGUUCUUCAAAGGACACCAUAGCCACUCCAAUGAGCUCACACACACCACCAAAACUGAAACAAAAUGCCGUUGCACCAAAACACACACCAACACAAAAACAAAAACCCAUGAGACCAGUAAGAGGCCGCACAACAAAGGUCUGCUGCAGAAUAUCAGGGAUCGCUUUUCAGAACACGAUGGUUCCACCACUAGCAGCAGUGACAGUGAGAGUGACCAUGAAAACUGCAAGAGGAAGGACUGAGUUUCAGAGGCUGAACGUGUGUGAUGAUUGAAGUAAGCUAAAAGCUUAUAGCAGAGAAGAAGCUAAAUAAAAGUACUUAAAAAAUAAAGAUCAAUAAUGUAUUUGGUGUUAAAAAUAAUUGCAUGUAAUGUAUGAUAUAAGAUGGACCUCCUAUCAUGAAUAAAACUGUUUGCUGCUAAA